ACAGCUUACUGAUCAAUUCGAUCGCUGAUGCUGCAGUGGACAGUUUUUAUCUAUACCGGCGUUUCUAGUGUGUCGGUCUAAAGAAAUAAGGUAAGGUCCAUUUCAAUCGUUAAAUUUCUGUUAAAAGUCCAUUUUGUCGGAUUUACUUCAUCUACAUGUACAUGUAUGUUUAAUCUAUGCAAUAGUUUUGGAUUUGGCUUUUCCCCCAUGAUUUGCUUUCCAGCAUAACUGAAUAUCCCGGCGUAAAACUCAUAAUUGCGGCAAAACUAUAAGACACCAUCAGGACGUCGCUUAGACGCCAAAGAAGAGCCAACGUAACCAGUGGACUGUUUCUGCAACUCGAAUCCACCAUGGGGCGCAACAGGGUCCAUUCCAUCAGCAAGAUGUCUGAUCUGAGCGAGAUCUCAGAAAGCGUCCUCUCCAUGGGCUCCGGGUCCAAGAUGAACGAGACAAUCAGCGACCUGUUAAUGACUCAGAAAGAAACAGGACUAAAAUCAUUGUGCUCUGGGAACCCCUUGAGUAGAUCAGGGAAGCGUGUCCAGAUGGCGAAAAUGUUGAUUCUAACCAUGAUUCCAAUCCUGGCCUUGUGUAUGAUCACCGUGGUCGACCUCAGUAUGAUCGCAAAGGAGAAUGAGUACCAGAACAUUGUCAGGCAGACGAUCAGGUUCAGUUCCCAGACAGGUCUACUUAUCCACUACCUGCAGAGGGAGAGGGACAUGACCGCAUUGCAUCUAAGCAGUAUGGGCGCCGAAACGCGCAUGUUCUUACGUGAUAGAUACCCCGACACUGAUGAAGCGUUGAAUGCCUUAGAACAGUGGCCUACGGAUCUUAAAGGAAACCUUCUCACUUUUUCCUCCAAGAAUGAAUUUCGUCGGCAACUGAAAUCUCAUAGAGAUGAACUGGACUCCCUCAAGACUGAUCCUUAUUUGGAAGUCAUCUAUUAUUCAAAACUGAUCGCCAUCUUCAUUGAUUGGCUGUACACGGGCAUACAGAAGUCACGUGAUGGCGAUCAGUGGCGUACCCUAGUGUCCUAUCAGUUACUAAUCAUGGCAAAAGAGGACAUGGGUGUCGAGCGGACAUUGGGCGGGAUAUUUUACUCAAAGGGCGCUUUUGAUAGUUAUGAGGAUUAUCUUUGGUAUCUAGAGAAGCAUAGCGUGGGUAUUGGGAACUUUAAGGCAGCAAAGCGAUUCAGUUACGCAGUUCAGCAGAUAUUUGACGAAGAACAAGCAAAAUAUGAUAACAAUUUCACUCAGUUUAUUGACUUAAUGCGACAGGAUAUCAGUAGAAGCAACUUGACAGGUCGAGAUCCAAGUUGGGAGAUGAGUACCUGGUGGUUUGACAAUAUGACGAUUUACAUUGACAUCAUGUUUGAGGUCCAGCUCAAGUUGGCCGAGCUAAUUUUAGAAGCUUUGGACAUGUCUUUGGUAAGGGAUAUGGGAGAAGUAUCCAUUAGCAUCAGCCUGUUUGUUCUUGUCCUCAUUGUUUCACCACUUAUUACAAUCUCUAUCCGGGCGAUCAUUACCGACAUACAAAAGUACGCUUACACUCUGGCAACGCAAACCAAGGCGCUGACCUCGGAACGAGAAAAGACGGACACGCUGUUAUACCAGAUGCUGCCCAAGCCAGUAGCUGAACAAUUGAAGCGGAACCAACACGUGACUGCCGAAGCUUUCAACGAGUCCUCCAUCUUCUUUUCUGACAUUGUCGGAUUCACUCGGAUCUCCGCAGACUGCGAGCCACUUCAGGUUGUCAACAUGUUGAACAAUCUGUAUGUCUGCUUCGAUGCCAGGAUUGAGAUCUACGAUGUUUACAAGGUAGAAACCAUUGGAGACGCCUAUAUGGUAGUUUCCGGUGUCCCAAAGAGGAUAGGGAGAAUGCAUGUAUUUGAAGCGGCCUCUAUGGCCCUUGAUCUCCUGCAUCAUAUCAGCCAUCUUGAAAUUCCCCACCUCCCAGGAACCCGGAUGCAGCUACGCGCUGGUAUACAUUCAGGUCCGUGCGUCGCCGGAGUCGUGGGCUCCAAGAUGCCCAGGUACUGCCUCUUUGGGGAUUCUGUGAACAUAGCCUCAAGAAUGGAAGCUAACGCACUUCCCGGCAAAGUACACAUCAGCAAAGCGACAAGAGACCUCCUCGCAGUGGACCCAGAUUACAUCAUUGAGUUGAGAGGAGAUAUCGAAUUAGCGUCGGACACUGUACAACGCAGAUACAGUUGCGAUUCUGAGGGCAAAGGCACGAUGGAGACGUAUUGGCUCCUGGACAAAUUAGGUUUGGAGGAAUCCCUCCCGUGCAUGCCAACGUGCCACUCUCAAGGGUUCUCGGAGCCAAGCCAACUGGUGACAGGGUCAAUGUCGUGAAAGGGAGGAACUUCUAACUUUCGUUCGGGCCGGGCAGCUGGUUGAAACUUAGGCUAUCGAUCGUAAAAAUGGUGGACACGACCAUGCCGACCCUGUAAGGUUGAGAGACAAGUCUAAACUGAAGGAUACUCCAAUCGUUGGAUAUUGCAGUCAUAUUGGUCGCGUUACCGGGGUGGUCGCCGACCGGGGUUCUACUGUAUAUCAAGUCGCUGACGAAAGCCAUUAUUGUUUUAUGUUAUAUGUCAUACAUUGUGUUAUACAAUCGUUAUCUAAAGAUGUGCCUGACAAGUAAGAACAACCAUUCUUCGCACAAAUUGAUGUUCAUAUCUGUCGUA
This is a messenger RNA of Lineus longissimus, 2686 nucleotides long. RefSeq lists its product as uncharacterized. The transcript has 10 exons. Bases 351 to 2351 code for a protein of 666 amino acids. The record is from RefSeq and is a predicted model, not a curated record. Gene Ontology annotation, biological process: cGMP biosynthetic process; intracellular signal transduction; receptor guanylyl cyclase signaling pathway. Lineage: Eukaryota; Metazoa; Nemertea; Pilidiophora; Heteronemertea; Lineidae. Gene Ontology annotation, molecular function: peptide receptor activity; adenylate cyclase activity; guanylate cyclase activity. Gene Ontology annotation, cellular component: plasma membrane.